AACAAAAAAGGUAAAAAGGAAAAAAAUGGUGGGUUGGGGUUACAAGCCAAAAUGAUCACUGGGAACUGCAUUCCAUUAGUACAAUCUUUAGAUUCUUCUAUGUUGUAAGAAUUAAUUCCUUCAGCACUUUCUGCUUUACUUUUGUUUGGAUAAAUUGUGUGGAAAAGAAAAUGCUAAUGAUUGAUUUCUGGGAAGACAAUGCUCUGUUUGUUGAUGCUGAACUCUUCUUUCUAGCUGGUGCUCAUAUAACUAGUAUUCUCCCAACUCAUAAGCUUAGCUAUUGAUUUCAUUAUCUUAGAUCUAAUUAAGUUAAUCAUUGUUAUUUCUAGGAACUAUAUCAUGAGUUGCAUGCCUUGGACAGAUUCGAGCAGGACUAUCGGCGUAAGGCCCAGGAAGAUGAUACUUCAAGUACAGCUCAUAGAGGAGAUGGCCUCGCAAUCUUAAGGGUCGAGCUGAAAAGUCAGAGGAAACAUGUAAAAAGUUUGAAAAAGAAGUCUCUCUGGUCAAAAAUCUUGGAAGAGGUGAUGGAGAAGUUGGUGGAUAUUGUUCAUUUUCUACAUUUGGAGAUUCAUGCUAGCUCUGGAGGUGUUGAUAAAAGCAAACCGAUAAGCAAUAACCAUCUAAGGUUGGGAUCUGCAGGUCUUGCAUUGCAUUAUGCAAAUAUUAUCACUCAGAUCGAUACACUUGUAACCCGAUCAGGUUCCGUGCCGCCCAACACAAGAGAUGGUCUUUACCAAGGUUUGCCACCAAGCAUUAAGUCUGCUUUACGAUUCAAGUUACAAUCGUUCCAACUUAAAGAAGAGAUGUCUGUUCCUCAAAUAAAAGCUGAAAUGGAGAAAACAUUGCAGUGGCUUGUACCUAUGGCGACCAAUACGACCAAGGCACAUCAUGGCUUUGGAUGGGUUGGAGAAUGGGCCAAUACAGGGCCUGAAAUAAACCGGAGGUGUGGAGGGCUAACCGAUAUACUUCGAAUCGAGACACUGUACCACGCGGAAAAAGAGAAGACUGAAAACUACAUUCUUGAACUUGUGGUCUGGUUGCAUCAUCUUGUGAGUCAUCAGUCAAGAUGCUCUCCUAAUAAUGGCUGUGGGCUCCGGUCCCCAAUGCGUUCCCCUAACCAGAAGACGGCGAUUCAGUUGUCAAGCCAUAAACCAAGCCCCCCACCAUCUCCCACACUGUCAGUGGAAGACCAAGAGAUGCUCCGCGACGUGAGCAAUCGGAAGCUGACACCUGGAAUCAGCAAAAGCCAGGAAUUUGGGACAGCGAAAGCCGCCAGGUCAUCAGGCAAGCACCAACAGAGGCUGAGUAAGAGCAGUAGCCAUUCACCCACCACUACUGCCACUAGUGGCGCAUCCGGGACAAAGAAAGAUCCCUUCUGUCCCAUAAGGAGACCCUCCUCUGUCCCUGUUAUAAACUUUGAUAUUGAUCGGAUUAAAGCGCUGGACAUCAUCGACAGAGUGGACACGUUUCAGAGCUUGUCUUGAGAAGAAGAAGCAUUUUGGUAGGAAUUUGCACCUCCAAGUUACUUUCUUACAUGUAUAUCCCCCCUUGGCUAGAGAAAGUUACUACGUUUUGAGAGUUGUGGUUAGCAACGGUUUUACUUUGUACCACUCGUUGAUUACGUUGUACCCCACAUGUGGAUAUAAUGACCUUACAUCAACCGUUCCAUCUUGGUACAUCCU
Messenger RNA from Cuscuta campestris, 1682 nucleotides. NCBI's taxonomy places the organism in Eukaryota, Viridiplantae, Streptophyta, Magnoliopsida, Solanales, Convolvulaceae. The record is from the annotation of a GenBank genome assembly.